Molecule: messenger RNA, 1325 nt
Organism: Arachis duranensis
Lineage: Eukaryota; Viridiplantae; Streptophyta; Magnoliopsida; Fabales; Fabaceae
Exons: 3
Coding region: 112-714 (200 amino acids)
Source: RefSeq, a predicted model, not a curated record
ACUAGAAAAUGGGAAUUUAGUUUAUUGAAUCGAAAUUGAAUAAUGGCACGGUGAAAAAAGCGGAGCCCAAUUCCUUGGAUCCUCUUCCAACUGGGAGAUUCAAUUGAAGCAAUGGUGGAAGAUCACCAUCAUCAUCAUCAUCAUCAUUUACCUGUUCAUGUUCCUUCGAAUCCCUCAAUGGUUGUAAUCCGAAACGCCUUCGAUUACGACGCCACGGGUGACUGCUCCGUCUUCCCACCUAUCAACCAUGAAAACCUCCCUCAAUCACCGCCUUCAUCUCCCUCCUCCUCCUCCUCCUCUUCUUCUUCUUCUUCUUCUUCUUCUUCCCACGAUUCUGACCCGUGGCAUCUCAAUUCUUCGUGUCCCAUCGAUUCCCAGCUCGGCAAGCGCAGCGACUUCGUUAGAUUGGUUUCCAUCGGCAUCGACAUCUUGCGUUCCAAGCUUCUCACCUUCACCUCUUCUUUUAGAACCGCUGCUUCCACCCGAGGGGCGUUUUGGUCAAUUUGGAUGCCAGCUGCGGCGGUGCUGGUGUCACUGUGGAUAAUCAUCCGGAGGAAAAGAAGGAGGAGGAGCUUCACGGACAGUGAGAAUCGUUUGUUGGAUAUCAUUCAGGAGAAAGAUGAGAGGAUUUCCCAACUCUUGGACCAGAUUGGACAAAUGAAUGAAUUACUUAUAGCUCGUUACAAAGCUUUGGCUGCAAAAGGGACUGAAUGAUUAAGACCUGUGAUAUGGUAGCUAUUGAAUUUAGCAGAGUGAUUGAACAUCCAUGCCCAGAAGUGGCAUCUCAAGCCUAAUCAGAGAGAAUAGCCAUUGAAUGAACUGCCGGAUUUUGGGUUAUAUCUGUGAUGCAUGGUGGUCCGCCCAGCCCAAUGAAUAUGCCGCAGUCUGCCAGAUUCGUGAAUGACUAGCUCAGUUGGGAACCACGGAAUUUAUCAGGAAAGCUAUAAAACACUAACAGUAGUAAAAUACUCAUGGUUUAGUGAGUUGUGUUUUGAAGCCCUUGAUGUUAAUGACUCCAGCAUCCUUGGCUUAGCUUAUGGAAAGUCCCAAACGAAAACUUUGUACCUUUAACAAUCCUGUAGAAUAUUAUUCUUUUUUCUUUUUCUUUUGACAAACAACUCACACACAUGACACACCCAAACAUAUUCUACUAAAGGGUUCUUCACCAUUGUCUCAACUGAGACUUGAACCUGGAUAUCUGGUUUAUGAGGCUCAUGGGUUGUCCACUAGCCUCAGAGCCUCACCACAAAAGCUUCUGUGAAUUGUAGCCGGACGUAGAUAUUUUACUGUGAUUCAACUAAAAAAAAAUCAGAUGCAGUUAAUUA